CGCACAACGUCGAAAAAACCUAGAGCCAGGCGAGCACAAGUACAGCUCGACGGGCCAACGCAUUCGAAUCAGUUCGCUGCAUGACGUUGGACGGCCAUCCCCACACGGCUGCCGAUCGCAGCUCUACACCGUCGCAGCCAAACAUCUAAACCUAUCUUUCGCACCAAGUUUCUUUCACGUUUUUUUUUUUUUUAUCAAGUUGAACGGUCAGAUUCAAUAUUGAAAUCAAAGCAUCGCAGUGAGGGAUUCGUUCCGAGUUUUUUGUUUUUGUUUUUUUCACGAGAUUCAUCCCGUCAAAACCCAACAAAAACAAAACAAAGAAUUAUAAAAGCCAAUUCCACUCGGACUGUGUGAGUCAAACGAAAGAUAAAGAAAAACAACGUCCACGAGAGCGUGUGCAGUGUCAGAGGGACAGAGAGAGAGAGAGAGAGAGAGAGAGAGCAACUUGUUCCGCUUUGGCUCACGAAACUCACAACUCUGUCGACUGAAAAGUGGUUUUUUGCGCUCUAUUUCUCUCCGUUCGGUCUCCAGUGACUUUACCCCUUUACCCCAUUUUUUUUUUUCUUUUUUUCUGUUUGUUUUUGUUUUUGUUUUUCGCCCUUGUUCAGUGAUCGCCAGCUGCGUGAGCCAAGUCGGCCAAGAAACGCAGCCAGCGGACAAGCAAAGCGUGAGUGAAAUGUGGAACGAAGACAACCAACAAGAGGAGCGGCGGCGACGGCCAAACAAUGAAUAAGAAGCAGGAUCGAAGGCCCGUCAUCUCAGAUCCGUUGGGGAUCCUCGUCCUUCAGUUAUUGUAGGGGCAACAAACACAAAAAGAAGGAAUUUAAAAAAACAAAAACAAAAAGGCGAGCGACGCUUGCAUGCCUGCUUCUUCCGGAUAUUGCCAAUAAAGCGCGACGCAUCCGUUACCACUUCUUCCGGUCGGGUUAGCCGCAACGGAGCGCAGCCAGGCGAAGGACCGCCCGAUCGACGCCCGCCACGACGGGCAACAACAACAACAACAACAAAAAAACGCGCACACAAAAAAGCGACAAACCUUCAUGUGUGUGUGUCGUAGUUCACUAUUGUCAAUCCAUCCAUCCAUUCUUCCAUCCGCUUCCACACACACACAUUCGUCACUUUUCAAACAGACAACUACAACCAAAUAAUCAUAAGAAAAAAAAAAAAAAAAAAGAAAAUAAUAAUAAUCCCAAUUUUUACGGAUUGUCGAUUGCUGCUGGGCGUUUUCUACCCUCUACAACAAACUUGUUGAAAAAAACAAAAAACAGUCAGAAAUAAAAUUGAAAGCGCAGCCAAUGAAGGUGGAGAAAAAAACGGGAAUGAUGACGUUGAGCCAGCAAUUCGUGCGAACGGCGUAACCACCGCUACGCUUAGGCAAAACAUUUUAGAAAAAAAAAGCCGUCGAAGAAAAAAGAGAGAAACAUCCUUUUCUUUCUUUUAUUCUUAUAAUUUUCUUUUUUUUUUUUUUUUUCUUUUUUUUUUCUUGUAUGAUUUGAUCUAUUUCUCUGCCUCACUGUGCGGAUCUGUUUCGAUCCGUGCCGGCUAUUGUGAUUGGAUCGCUGAGUGGGUGUGUAUGCGAUCGUGUGCGCCCUAGUGCCAAAGUGUGUCAUUGUAUCUUUGUGUGUGUGUGUGUGUGUGUGCGUCUGUGUGUUUGGAACUGAGCAAUAGCAAUCUCGCAGAGGCUGUCGUGUUGUGUCGUGGAUGUGCGUCAGUGCCGUGUGUCUGUGCGGGACGGAAGGAAAGCGAAACAGUGGGACCGGAUGCGUGUGCAUCUAUCAGCACGGCAUCGUCGGUGGCUGCAAAGCGGGCCAGCAACCAGACCAACAACGAGCAGCUGGACCUGAUUAAACAAGAACGACCAAGUCAAGUCAAAAAGAGUUUCGAUUUGUUUCUUGUGUGUGUCACCGUCUAAACUGAAACGGAAAAAAAAAAAAAGAAAAGGCCAAGCCAUCAUCGCAUUUAUCGACUGUCUGGCGAACGUGAAACUCCGGUGAUGGUCACAUCCGUCCGUGCAGACCAGGGCGCUCGCACAACAACAACAACAACUCAAAGAAGAAAAAAAGAAUAAGUAAAUAAAAAAAUAAAUAAAUCAAGAAAAAAACAUUUGCAAAGGAUUUCGGCCACAUUUUGAAUCGAUCCAUCUGAAACUCAUCCACUUGAUUUGGCCGACACGGGUUGCGUAUGUGCGUCCAGGCCAAGGCCAGCCCGCAUUCGGUCUAAUCAAAAUUGCGCCUCACAGUGGUGAUUCUAGCGUGGCAAGCGGUGCCAAUAUGGCGUCGGUGGCCGCCUGGUUGCCCUUCGCCCGCGCGGCAGCCAUCGGUUGGGUGCCCAUCGCCAACAACCCUCUACCUCCGCCACCCAUCGCCAAAGAGCGGCGGAGGCCCGACGAUGAGAAGCUCAUCAUCAACGUGUCCGGACGUCGGUUCGAGACGUGGCGGAACACGCUGGAGAAAUACCCGGACACGUUACUGGGCUCGAACGAGCGGGAAUUCUUCUACGACGAAGAGACGAAAGAGUACUUUUUCGACCGCGAUCCGGACAUCUUCCGCCACAUCCUCAACUACUACCGGACGGGGAAACUGCACUACCCAAAGCACGAGUGCCUGACCAGCUACGACGAAGAGUUGGCCUUUUUCGGCAUCGUGCCGGACGUCAUCGGCGACUGUUGCUACGAGGAUUACCGCGACAGGAAGCGGGAAAACGCCGAGCGGAUCCUGGACGACAAGCUGAGCGAGAACAACGAGCAAAACUCACAGGCGGCGGCCGAUUUGCGCAACACGCGGGAAAAGAUGUGGCGAGCCUUCGAGAACCCGCACACGUCCACGGCGGCCCUCGUCUUCUAUUACGUCACCGGUUUCUUCAUCGCCGUCAGCGUCAUGGCCAACGUCGUCGAGACUGUGCCCUGCAGUCUCGGCAUGGCCAUGCCCGUCGCCGCCGACGGACGACUCCUGGCCAAGAGCAGCGAAUCCAUUCCAUGCGGAGAGAGAUACAAAGUCAUCUUCUUCUGCCUAGACACGGCUUGCGUCAUGAUCUUCACUGCUGAAUACUUGCUCAGAUUAUUCGCCGCGCCGGACCGAUGCAAGUUUAUGCGAUCGGUCAUGUCCAUCAUCGACGUCGUGGCCAUUCUGCCCUACUAUAUCGGUCUGGGCAUCACUACCGAAAACGACGACGUCUCAGGAGCGUUUGUGACGUUGCGAGUCUUCCGCGUCUUCCGCAUCUUCAAGUUCUCGCGUCACUCGCAAGGUUUGCGCAUUUUGGGCUACACGCUCAAGAGCUGCGCCUCAGAGUUGGGUUUCCUCGUCUUCUCGCUGGCCAUGGCCAUCAUCAUCUUCGCUACCGUCAUGUUCUACGCGGAAAAGAACGUCGACGGAACCAAUUUCACCUCCAUUCCGGCCGCUUUCUGGUACACCAUCGUCACCAUGACAACUCUCGGGUACGGCGAUAUGGUUCCCAAGACGAUAGCCGGCAAAGUGGUGGGCGGCGUUUGUUCACUCAGCGGAGUGCUGGUCAUCGCCCUGCCAGUUCCCGUCAUCGUUUCCAACUUUAGCCGCAUUUACCAUCAAAAUCAGCGGGCCGACAAGCGCAAGGCUCAAAAGGCAACGCGAUUGGCUCGCAUCCGGAUGGCCAAAGCCACUUCAGGCGCCGCGUUCCUGUCGAAGAAACGGGCCGUCGAGUCGCGUCUCCUCGCUCAAGAGUCCGGAUUGGGCAUGGACGGUGAGAACGGCGCCGGCGGUGGCGACGAUCAACACUGGCUCCGAGAAGAAGACAUUUUCGAAUUGCAGCACCAUCACCUGCUCCGCUGCCUAGAGAAGGCCACGGAUCGUGAAUUCGUCGAGUUGGAGAAUCCAUUCAACGGUCAGCCGCAAUCGAUGCAGAGAUCGACCGGUUCGCGAUCCACGUCGCCUACCCUGGCCGGCCAAGGAUCUUUGGUGUCGCCUGCGAGCAACGUGCGAGGCAAGCCACAAGCGGGAGGACGGUCGUCGGCCUCUUCGCCACUGUCGCCCGAAAGGCUAACGCGACAACAACAAACACAACAACAUUCGGCCAUGUGCUCUUGCUGUUUGUGCUGGACUUGCCUACCGCUACACCAACGUCCGUCCAGCACCUCUGCCGUUGCAUCGGCAGCCCCUCCCACCGCCGGCCAAGUGAACGUCGUCAGUUCCAGCAGCGGAGCUGCCCAACUGCCGAUGGACGACAUGCCGGCAGCGCCAGUUGCGAUGGACGGGCCCCUAACUCAAUCGUUUGGGCCGGCGAGCAGUGGCAGUAGCAGUAGCAGCAGCAGCGCUAAUGUCGCCAUUAGACGGAGGCACAAUGAAACUUCGUCAUCGUCCUCGUCUUCGCCUCAUCAAGGCGUCGGUCAGGUGCAGAUGCUGCAACAGUCGACCAGCGGCCCAACCGAAGGGCCGCUUGAAUUCCAAAUCAGCGGCGGAGGCCAGCAUCAAACCCAACCGGCGGAGACUCGACAAACGAUUCUCCACAUCUCCGCUCUGUGAAAAAAACAAAAAACAAAAAACAAAUUCAUUAAAAACAAAUUCGAUUUUUUAAAACCAACACAAACCAAAAAUAAAAAAAUUUAAGAAAAUGUGUCAAAAAAAAAAAAAAAAAUGAAAUUUGAUUGUCAUUUGUAGCGAAAAUGAUCCCAUUAUGUGCCCUGUUUCUUAUACAGUAUAAAAAAAGAGUUUUCUCCUUAAACCAUUUCCUUUUUUUUUUUGUAAACCUCCUCACCCGAUGUUUAUCGACGAUCAAUUCCCCCCCCCCCCCCCCCCCAUAUAUAUAUAUAUAUAUAUAUACAUAUAAUAUAAACCUGUAAUUAUCGGCCAACACACAAAGGAAAAUGUUGGCGCAUAUAUUACUGGUACACGUCCCUCUCAAUGGCAUCCAUUUUUGCGCCCCAUGAUGUUCUUGUUCUAGUUUCCUUUUUUCAAAAAUACCAUCAUGAAUGAAUGUUGCACUGCGCACCCAACACUUUUCCCGUUCAGAAACAAAACAGGGAAAAAAAAACAAAAAAAAAAAAACAUUUUGUUGAACACAAUUGGGGUUGAUGAGUUGCCCUCUGCAUUUUUCAACACGUCAUUUAAGAGCGACGAGGAUUGGAUGGAGAGACCGAGAUUUGCGUGUCUGGCAAAAAUGUGGCAAAACGACACGCGUCCCUCGUUUUUUUUUUUCGGGUGUCGUUCGUUUACUUUCAGCUCCGCCUCUAGGCAGAACAAGAUAUUCGGUCACGUCCCUUUGAAGCUAUUUGUUCUUUUUUUUUUAUCAGACGAGUUCGUAGAGACUUCCGUUGGCGCUUCCAUGCCGGUUAGAAGAAAUUGAACGAGAAACUGGCAACAUGAAAAGAUGUUCCAGUUUUUUUGUUUCAAAUGUCACUCAUUGUAAAGAAAGAUUUCCUUUUUUUUUUUUUGUUUUUGCCUCCCCUUGUGUUCAAAUCAGGACAUUGUAAGACGGUUUUGUUUCAGCCGCCGCUGCCACAGUCACACGCACACGUCCCAAACAGAAAUUCUCUCUGAGUGAAAAUUCAAUUUCACGUUGGCCGUUCUUAUCCGCAAAAAAAAACAAAAAAUAAAGAGAGAGAAAAAUUCUAUGUAUAUAUAUAUAUACAUAUAACGAGGAUAGAGAAGAAUAGAUUGGCAUCAGACACGCGCAAUCCAUUUACUUCAUUUACUUACUUAGUAAGUUAUUUAUUUUUUGGCACUUGAUCCUUCCAUGGCGUGCUAAGUUCCAAUCCUCUUCCCUCCCCUUAAUAAACGAAAAACAAAACUUUCUAGCAACCCCAGAAAAAAAAAAUAUAUACAUAUAAUAAUAAUAAUAAAUGUGCACAAAACAGAAGAGUCGUAAAGGUCAAAACUAAAACCGGCAAGCGAACAGCAACAAUAAAAAUGCGAAACACGCAGUUUCUUUCUUUUUCUCUUUUCCCGUAGAAACAAAAGGGAAAGAUGAACGACAUAUCUGCACGCGUUCACAUCGACUUUGAGCAAAUAGAAACUACUCAUUUUCGCGUCGCAUUUUAAAUGUUCGGCAAAAGAAAACAACAAAAAAACAAACACAGAACCUCCGCGCCAACGUAAAAAAAAAAAAAAAAAAAAUUAACAUUUAAACGUUUGUUAAAAGGGAUUCCAAAAUAGCGCAAACACGUUCCUCAGCAUACCCAAUAAGUUUUGGGGAGGUUGUUUCAAAACGUCAACUGUGUCAUUUGUUUUGUUUUCGUAUGGAUAGCGAACCAGAGAGAAUUUUUUAGAGUCAUUGCUUUCGUGCCAAAUCAUCUCGGAGAAAACAAAACAAAAAAAAAAUGGACACACGUUCAUUACACGCCAUUCAGAAUCAAAAGAUGCGAUUUUUUUUGUUUGUUUGUUUUAGGACUAAGGUCGUGCAACGCCCAAAAACAAACGCAAGAAUGGAGGCACUGAUCCCCCCCCUCUCGUAAAUUCAUCGUCCGUGUAUAUAACAACCCAUAGCGUGUACGCACACAUAAUUCUAUAUUUAUAUCGAUACAAUCUAUCAGAUUGAAGUGGGCGUCGUUCAAUAGUCGUCACAUGUUCUCUCCUUUUCUUUUCUUACCCUUUGCUCCCCUCAACAUUUUUUUUUUUUUUUGCGGGAAUUGUUGUUGUUUUGCUCCCUUAUCUCGUGUAUCUCUCUCUCUCUCUCUCUCUCUCUCUCUCUCUCUCUUUCUCUUUCUUUUUGUCGUCCAUCGUGAUUAUUAUGUUGUGACCGAAUUCGAGUUCUACUUUGUAUGUAACAUAAUAGAACAAUAGACUCUUCGCGAGACCCAAUAUCCCCCUCACCCUCCAGGACGAUAAAUGCCUGCCCAAUCUAUCCAUCUAUUCUUCCCUCGAUUCACUUCCCACUGUUUUGUUUUAGCUUGAUCUUCUUGCUACGCGUGCGAAAACAAAGUGUAAAGUCAAAUUUCUUUUUAUCGUUAGUUGACACGGUAGCGAAAAUGUUUCGCUGAAUUUGAUUUCUGCCCUUCCACAAUCCACCCAAUCCCUUUGAAAAAAACAAAACAAAACAAAAACAAAACCUAAUAUACCAAAAUCGCAUUGAUUGUUACGUGUGACAUUAUCAAUUUGAUGAGGAGACAUGGGAACGAUAUUUGUAAGCUCCAUAUUUGAUACGCUUGCAAUAUCCGAUUGUUUUGAUUGAUCGAUUGUUUGAAUGUUUGGUUUUAAAGACAUUUUCUUUAUCUCAUGUUGGAAAGAUUGAAAAGAAAGACAAAAAAAGAAAAAACGGAACGCGAUGAAUUGUUUCUCCAUAAUUAAAUUUCGCCAUUCCCUAAUUAGUCCUAACCCUUUUUUUCUACCCUGAUCUCUCAUUUUUACUUCUGUGCUCUUUUCUUCUCUCUUGUCCCUUGUCUCUCUUUUGUAUAAUGUACAUCAUCAAAGGGUAUUUUCCAUCGCUUUCAAAAAAACGAUUUGAUUAAAGUAAGAAAAGAAAAGAAAAAAAAAAGGGACGAUGAAAAAACCAAAAAUCAAUUUGAUAAUCAACCGCAAACGGUAUAGAACACGAUAUUAUCUCUUACAUAACCAAAAACAAAAUGAUAUUUGCUAGAAAUUGAACCAUUUUGUCUCUUCCCACUCAUUGUCGAUCCUCAA
This is a messenger RNA of Daphnia carinata, 7586 nucleotides long. It is a transcript of the gene Shal, whose product is annotated as potassium voltage-gated channel protein Shal-like. The record is from RefSeq and is a predicted model, not a curated record. The transcript is spliced from 10 exons. NCBI's taxonomy places the organism in Eukaryota, Metazoa, Arthropoda, Branchiopoda, Diplostraca, Daphniidae. Gene Ontology annotation, cellular component: membrane; voltage-gated potassium channel complex. Gene Ontology annotation, molecular function: protein binding; A-type (transient outward) potassium channel activity. Bases 2271 to 4493 code for a protein of 740 amino acids. Gene Ontology annotation, biological process: potassium ion transmembrane transport; protein homooligomerization.